Messenger RNA from Candida tropicalis MYA-3404, 690 nucleotides. RefSeq names its product Clc1p (gene CLC1). Gene Ontology annotation, cellular component: plasma membrane; clathrin coat of coated pit; clathrin coat of trans-Golgi network vesicle. Gene Ontology annotation, molecular function: structural molecule activity; clathrin heavy chain binding. Gene Ontology annotation, biological process: clathrin coat assembly; clathrin-dependent endocytosis; intracellular protein transport. Bases 1 to 690 code for a protein of 229 amino acids. Lineage: Eukaryota; Fungi; Ascomycota; Pichiomycetes; Serinales; Debaryomycetaceae. The transcript has a single exon. The record is from RefSeq and is a predicted model, not a curated record.
AUGGCUGAUAAAUUCCCAGAAAUAGAUUCGACUCCAGGUGAAGAAGUUGAAAUUGAAGGAGAUUUUUUAUCUCGUGAGAAGGAAUUAGUUGGUGAUGAAUUUACCACUGAAGAAGAUCAAAAUAUUUUAAAUAUGGAUAAUGAUGAAGAAGAAGAUGAUGAAAUAAAUGAAUUUAAAGAACAAUUUCCAGAAGUUGAUUCUUCUGAACCUCCAGUAUCACAAGAAAGUGUCAGUAAUAAUCAAAAAGAAGAAGUAGACGUAGAUGAUGAAGAUGAUGAUUUUGAUAAUUUUGAAUCUAAUGGUAUUAAAGAAUUGAACUUGAGUGAAAGUGAACCAAUUAAAGAAUGGAAACAACGUCGUGAUUUAGAAAUUGAAGAAAGAGAAAAGAAGAAUAGUGCUAAAAAACAAGAAAUUUUAGAUAAUGCCAAAUCAACAAUUGAUGAUUUUUAUGAAAAUUAUAAUUUAAAGAAAGAUAAUCAUUCUAAAGAUAUUUUAGCUGAACAAGAUAAAUUUUUAAAUAAAAGAGAUGAUUUCUUGGGAAGAGGUACAUUAUGGGAUAGAGUUAAUGAAUUAAUUGAAGAUGUAGGUGAAUUACCUGAUGGUGAUAGAGAUAAAACUAGAUUUAAAGAAAUAUUAACUAAAUUAAAAGGUAAAGAAAAUGCUCCAGGUGCUGGUGGUUAUCAAGAAUAA